AUGGAUGUUGCGCGUAGGCACCAGUUUCGUGAUCACGAAGAAGUGGUCGUUGGAGAGAUAUGCAACUUUGCCGCCUACGCCUUCGCGCCAGCGAUUCUGGUCACUCCCCUCGGUGCAUUGAGCGUCUUGGUCGGUGCCGUCUUGGGUUCAUAUUUCCUCAACGAGAUUCUAGGCGUGUUGGGCAGGUUAGGAAGCGCGAUCUGCUUGAUAGGUGCAGCUAUCAUUGUGCUGCAUGCACCUCCAGACGAGGACAUCACGACCAUUGACGAGAUUCUGAAUCUCGCAAUCCAGCCAGGCUUUCUGCUCUAUGCGAUUGCGGUCACCGCCUACUCCUUUGUCGCGAUAUACAAGAUUGCGCCGGUCCACGGCAAGAAGAACCCGCUCAUCUAUCUGAGCAUCUGUUCGCUUGUUGGAUCCGUCUCGGUCAUGGCGAUCAAGGCAUUCGGCAUCGCCCUGAAGCUGACCUUCGCCGGCAACAACCAGUUCACACACCCUUCGACCUACGUCUUCCUGAUCAUCACCGCCGUGAGCAUCCUGACGCAGAUGAAUUACUUUAACAAGGCUCUCAGCCAGUUCCCCACCAACAUUGUCAACCCCCUCUACUACGUGACCUUCACGACCGCCACUCUUUGCGCCUCCUUCAUCCUUUUCGGCGGCUUCAACACCACCGACACCGUCAACACCAUCUCCCUCCUGUGCGGCUUCCUCGUCACCUUCACGGGGGUCUACCUCCUCAACCUGUCCCGCACCGACCCAGACGGCAUGCGCAUGCUCGCCGGCCAGGGCGGCUCCGACGCCACGGGCACCGACCUGGUCUCGAGCCUGCAGACGCGCAUGAGCAUGGAGGCCCGCCGCAGCUUCUCCGCCUCCCACCGGGGCCACCGCCGCAGCAUCAGCAGCCAGAUGGGCGACCGGCAGGGCCUCAUCCGCGCCUACGACGAGGAGGAGGCGGCCGGCUUCGGGCUGACCGACCUCGCCGAGGACAGCGACGAGGAGGCCAACAGCAGCGGCGCCGCCAACGGCAGGCAGAUGAACGGCGGCGCCGCCAACGGCAACCACCACGGCGGCUCAGAUAAGGAGCGGACCGAGGCCAUCGAGAUGCAGCCGCCCAAGCCUUCGGACAGAUGA
Messenger RNA from Thyridium curvatum, 1128 nucleotides. RefSeq lists its product as uncharacterized. The record is from RefSeq and is a predicted model, not a curated record. Gene Ontology annotation, cellular component: membrane. The coding region runs from base 1 to 1128 and encodes 375 amino acids. Gene Ontology annotation, molecular function: magnesium ion transmembrane transporter activity. The transcript has 4 exons. Lineage: Eukaryota; Fungi; Ascomycota; Sordariomycetes; Thyridiales; Thyridiaceae. Gene Ontology annotation, biological process: magnesium ion transport.